AGAAGCCAUUCAUGUGCAAGGAAUGUGGAAAAGCAUUUCCAAGGAAAGAUCUACUUACAAUUCAUAUGAGAAUCCACACUGGAGAGAAGCCAUUCAAAUGCAAUGAUUGUGGGAAAGCAUUUUCCCACAAACUAAGUCUUACAAGUCAUAUGAGAAUCCAUACCGGAGAAAAGCCAUUCAUGUGCAAAGAAUGUGGGAAAGCAUUUUCCCAGAAGCCAAAUCUUACAAGUCAUAUGAGAAUCCAUACCGGAGAGAAGCCAUUCAUGUGCAAGGAAUGUGGGAAAGCAUUUUCCCACAAACCAAGUCUUACACUUCAUAUGAGAUUGCAUACCGGAGAGAAGCCAUUCAUGUGCAAGGAAUGUGGGAAAGCAUUUUCCCACAAACCAAGUCUUACAAGUCAUAUGAGAAUCCAUAUGGGAGAGAAGCCAUUCAUGUGCAAGAAAUGUGGGAAAGCAUUUUCCCACAAACCAAGUCUUACAAGUCAUAUGAGAAUCCAUACCGGAGAGAAGCCAUUCAUGUGCAAUGAAUGUGGAAAAGCAUUUCCAAGGAAAGAUCUACUUACAAUGCAUAUGAGAAUCCACACUGGAGAAAAGCCAUUCAAAUGCAAUGAUUGUGGGAAAGCAUUUUCCCACAAACUAAGUCUUACUCUUCAUAUGAGAAUCCAUACCGGAGAGAAGCCAUUCAUGUGCAAGGAAUGUGGAAAAGCAUUUCCAAGGAAAGAUCUACUUACAAUUCAUAUGAGAAUCCACACUGGAGAGAAGCCAUUCAAAUGCAAUGAUUGUGGGAAAGCAUUUUCCCACAAACCAAGUCUUACAAGUCAUAUGAGAAUCCAUACCGGAGAGAAGCCAUUCAUGUGCAAAGAAUGUGGGAAAGCAUUUUCCCAGAAGCCAAGUCUUACAAGUCAUAUGAGAAUCCAUACCGGAGAGAAGCCAUUCAUGUGCAAGGAAUGUGGGAAAACAUUUUCCCACAAACCAAGUCUUACACUUCAUAUGAGAUUGCAUACCAGAGAGGAAAAAGAAACAACAUAAUAAAAUAAACCAGUUAAGGGCAGAGAUCUCUCAAAUGACCAACUAUAUGACAGAUCAAAAUCACUCACAAAAUCUGCUCAAGAAAAUAAGGAAAAUAAAGAAAAAUACAGAAUAGGCCAUGAACAAGUGUCUGGAAAGCUGGGAGACCACUAAGCCAAUAUAAAGGCCCUAGCUUCACAAAUAGGAAACAAACAACAGAAGAUAAAAGCAAAACAGAUAAAUAAUCAUUUUGGCAAAAUUCCAAAGAUUGUAUAUCGAAAGAUGACGAAAGAAACAGUGGAGGUACGAACACCACCGAGCAAGGAAGACUUAGAGAGAUUUAGGAAGCCACUGUUUGAAGACCCUAGACAAAACCAAGAGAAUUCAUUGACUCACAUUAUUAGGCAGAACAGCUAGAAACAGCAAAUGCCACCAGUAAGGUUCACCAUCGAAAAAGUAACAAAGAAAAUAAAAGAAUAUAAUAAUGACAAGAUAACAGUAAAAGACAAGAUCUUAAAUUUCUGGCAAAAAAAAGAUCACAGCACUACACCACAUUUAUGUGCAAGCCUUCUCAAGAAUAGUAAGAGAAGAAGAAUCACCGCUCACAACAAGAAAUACCAACCCUCUUCCUAAAAGCUCCGAGACUGAGCUCCCUAACAAAUAUAGGCCCAUCUUCUGCCUACCAACAACCUACAAAUGGCUCACAGGAGUCAUAGCAGACGACAUCUGUGAACACCUAGAUCAAGGCAAAUAUAUGGAAAAAGAACGAAAGAGAUGCACAAGAAACAAACUAAGCACUAAAGGUCAACUGCUAAUAAACAAAACAAUAUUAGAGGAUUGUAAGAAAAGACAAAGGAAUCUUAAUAUGGCUUGGAUAGAUUACAAGAAGGCAUUUGACACCUUCCCGUGCACCUGGAUAUUCAAAUGAAUGGAAUUAGGCAACAUCAAUGAGGAAAUAAGAUCUUUCUUGGCAGCACAGAUGAAUAAGUGGAAGACCACUCUCUGUCUAAAACACUGUGAGGGCUAGAUAGUAAUUCCAGACAUAAUGAUCCAAAGAAGAAUAUUCCAGGGUGACAGCCUCCCGCCACUUCUAUUCUGCUUGACCAUAGAUCCACUUAGUAAAAUCUUGAACAACAUUAAUACUGGCUAUGACCUAAGCAAAAGCAGAAGCAGAAAAGUGAAUGAAAGAGUGAACCACCGGCUCUUCAUGGAUGACCUGAUGUUAUGCAGAUUCAGAGGAAAAAUUGGAAGAAUUAGUUAGGACAGUCUACCAAUUCUCAAAUGACAUCUGCAUGGAAUUUGGGUUGGACAAGUGUGCCAAGAGUACAAUAAAGAGAGGGAAGAAAGUAACAUCAGAAAGAAUAAAAGGAGAGGAAGGCAUGUUUGUUGAAGACCUGGUAGAGAAAUCUGCAUAUAAGUAAUUGGGAAUGGAGAGAACACUGGUAUAGAAUACAAGAAAGUGAGAGGAAAGAUAAAGAAAGAACACAUCAGCUGCUUAAAGAAGAUAUGUAAGUUAGAAUUAACACCAAAGAACAAGAUCACUGCCAUAAACCAGCUGGCGAUACCAGUAGUAACAUAUGGUUGUGGUAUUGUAGACUGGCCACAAGGUGAGUUAGACAGGAUGGACAUUAAAACCAGGAAGAUUCUCACCCUACAUAAAGUCACAUACAGACACCAGUGUAUGGACAGUAUACUUUCCUCACAGAGAAGGUGGAUUAGGCCUGACUGAGAUCAACCAGGCCUACAGAGCAGCAAUAGUAAGUAUAGGUCAGUACUUGAAAAGCUCUGAGGACAAAAAACAUCAAAAAGGUUGCCCAACACCAUAAUGGAGCUCUGAGCCAACUAGCAUCAAUAACAAAACAGGCUAAGAACUUCGCUGGAGAUCCGCUAGAAGACACAGAGGGUACUGAACAGACUCCAGCAACAACAAUAGCCACCAAAACUAGGCAGAAAUACAGUCAUACAGAGGAGAGACUUAAAAUGGAAAGGUGGAAAGGCCAUGGUAGGAAAGGAAGAUUUCAAGAAUAAUUAGAAAAGUUACAUAGACAAAGAAGAUGCACUUAGAUGGAUAAGAAAUGGAGAUCUAGGUUAUGAUGGAGAAAUACUGAUAAUAGGAGCACAAGACCAAGGCCUCCUGACAGACAGCUUUGAAGUGAACGGAAAAGUGUGGGAGCACAAAGCAGAUCCAGUCACCUCCAAUAGGGCUGUUACUAUCUUUUAUGACAAGGAAAUUCCAACAGGAAGAUAUAUAGAAGGAGGUGCUAUAUGACCUGAUAUUGUCAUCUGGAACAAGAAGGAAUAAACAGCAAAGAUUAUAGAUGUGACAGUACCCAGUGACUUUGGCCUCAAUAGAGCUUAAAGGCAUAAAAUAACAAAAUGCCAAGACCUGAAGAAUGACCUGAAAAGCACAUGGGAACUGAAGGAAAUAGAAAAAAAUACCUUUGGUGGUAGGAGCAACAGGACUUAUAAAGAAAAACCGGAGAAAAUAUCUUCAGGUUAUACGAAAUUUCCCAGUAUAAAUAAGGUGCAGAUUGCUUCCCUCAAAGCCCUUGUAUAUAAGGCUAGUGGAAUAUAGAGGUGCAACCAUAGGCCCCAGGCUGGAGCCCAUUGCACCCUUGAUAUAAAUGGAAAAUUAAGAAUAACAUAAGCCAGAGAGAAACCAUAUAGUUGCUCUAUAUGUCAAAGAAGUUUUUCUCAAUCAAGUCCUCAUAAAAGACACGAGAAUUCACACGAGACAGAAACUGUUUACUUGAUCUCUGUCCAAGUAGUUUUUAUUACAUGAUUUUAUCUAACUUGACUUCUGCGUCUCUUUUGAAUGAAGAUGUCUUAAAAGGUGUGUGAAAACUCAUGCUAGAAGUCAUAUCCUGUAUCUGCACUUGGUUUCCAAGAAGUCUUUUUUUUCAUUAGGUUUUUUCAUUAGGUUCAUCUUAGAAUGUAUUUGUUAACUCAGAAGAAAGAUGUUAUUCUUCCACACGAUGUUGAAACAGUUUUUCUCUUGUAGAUUCAGAACAUAUGUGAGCACUCAUGGAGGAUAGAUAUUGUUCUUUUACACUGCAUGUUGUACUUUUGUCUUGUAUUCUGCAAGUCACAGUCAUUGGUUCUGAAUGCCACUGUUUUUCAGGUGUCAAAAUGCACAAGCAAAGUCACUCAUCAGAGACAAUAUUCAGUUGCACUGACAGAUUUGUUAAUGGUUUGCACCCCAAAGUAAGUUGCACUUGAUGUGGAGAUAAUUUUUGUUAACUUGUCUGCAAAAUCUAUAGAAAAAAAGGCAACAGCAACCUAAGGGACAAUAAAAAGAAAAACCACAUAUUUUUAUGAUCCAAUUGAUGACCAUCAUCAUUGCUGUUACUCAAAGAAGAGAAGGAGAAUCUGGAGGAAGGUCUCAGUGAAAAUGCAGAUGAAGGCUCUUCAUUUGCAGAGUCUUUAUUAGAAGUCAAGGCAGAGCCAAAGUAUUUUGGCCAGAGUAAAUUUGAUGCAGAAUGGUUGUGUAACUUUUAUGUAAAGGUAAAAUAAAUGACUUUUAGUUUUUUUUUUUACAAUUGUUCUCACUGAACACUGUACAGUGCUAGGUUAAGAAAUUUUCUUUUGCCUUUUCCACUUUUCUUGUUCCUGUGUAUUUUUUGCAUGAUUUCCUAAUAAAGAAUUAACAUUGUAUUUGGCUGACAUGAAGUUUUUUUGCUUUUGUUAUUCAGCAUUGUGCAUAUAUGCACUUGUGUAUGUAGUUGUAAGCUUGAAUAUUUCCAUGAAAUGUUAUUCUUAGUGGAAAUAGAAAGGAUUGAUAUCUUCAUUUAACUUCAAUGAAAUUUAGGUGCAGUUUUAUUUGAUUAUUUUUUAUUAUCUGUUCUUGGUUUUAAUCUUUUACAAAGAAUGUACUACAGCAUUUGUAAGUAAUUCGUGAUGCCUUGUAUUCAUUCACUAAAUACUACAGUGGCCUGUGUAGUAUUUUGUUUUAGGUUAACCAGUGUGAAGUGUUGAGAAGACUAGACUAGUUAUGUAAAUGACUAAAGUAAUGUAUUAUUCUGAUUAGAUU
Messenger RNA from Macrobrachium nipponense, 5037 nucleotides. Its product is annotated as gastrula zinc finger protein XlCGF8.2DB-like. Gene Ontology annotation, molecular function: DNA-binding transcription factor activity, RNA polymerase II-specific; RNA polymerase II cis-regulatory region sequence-specific DNA binding. The coding region runs from base 12 to 1028 and encodes 338 amino acids. The transcript has a single exon. The record is from RefSeq and is a predicted model, not a curated record. Gene Ontology annotation, cellular component: nucleus. Gene Ontology annotation, biological process: regulation of transcription by RNA polymerase II. Lineage: Eukaryota; Metazoa; Arthropoda; Malacostraca; Decapoda; Palaemonidae.